Gavia stellata (red-throated loon) is the source of this 1183-nucleotide messenger RNA. RefSeq names its product small nuclear ribonucleoprotein 13 (gene SNU13). Gene Ontology annotation, cellular component: box C/D methylation guide snoRNP complex; precatalytic spliceosome; small-subunit processome. NCBI's taxonomy places the organism in Eukaryota, Metazoa, Chordata, Aves, Gaviiformes, Gaviidae. Gene Ontology annotation, biological process: maturation of SSU-rRNA; ribosome biogenesis; mRNA splicing, via spliceosome. The coding region runs from base 66 to 452 and encodes 128 amino acids. The record is from RefSeq and is a predicted model, not a curated record. The transcript is spliced from 3 exons. Gene Ontology annotation, molecular function: RNA binding.
CCGAGAGGAGCGAGCGGGCCGCACCGCCGCGUACCGCACCGCACCGCCCAGCCCAGGCCGUGGCCAUGAGUGAAGCAGAAGUGAAUCCCAAAGCUUACCCUCUGGCUGAUGCACAGCUCACCAAAACGCUACUGGAUCUUGUGCAGCAAUCCUGCAAUUAUAAGCAGCUACGCAAAGGAGCCAAUGAAGCCACCAAAACACUGAACCGAGGGAUAGCAGAGUUCAUUGUGAUGGCAGCAGAUGCAGAGCCCUUGGAGAUCAUCCUGCACCUCCCUCUUCUCUGUGAGGACAAGAAUGUACCUUAUGUGUUUGUGCGCUCCAAGCAAGCCCUGGGCCGGGCAUGUGGUGUUUCUCGGCCUGUCAUUGCCUGUUCCAUCACCAUCAAGGAGGGAUCACAGCUAAAGCCUCAGAUCCAGUCUGUCCAGCAAGCUAUAGAAAGACUGUUGGUCUAAAUGCCCAUGAGUUUCAAGUGUGCGUGGAAUAGGAAAGUUGAAGUCGGGGGAAUUAAUGUCUAGCUUCAGUUGAGAUUAUAGUUUCAAUACCUGUGUUUCAUUUCAAAACACCACAUUUUUGUUUAAUAAUGGCUUAAUUCUUAGUGUUUCUGCUUCUCCUCCCCACUUUUAUUUUAUUAUUCCACUCUUAACACAUUCAUUUUUGUGGUAUUACUUCUUGAAAUGUGAUUGUACAACUGUAGUUCCUGUUUGAUGUUUAAAAGAAAAAAAAAAAAGAAAUCCCCCUUAUCUCAAUGUCUGCCUGCUCAGGGCUUUUUUAACCCACCCAUUAGCUUACUCUGCGUUGCAGUAUUUCUGCUAAGCUUCAGCCUCUAACAAACAGGUGUGAGUAACACUGUGUUUCUGAAUGGUUUAGUCUACGGAGGGUAAGGCAUGUCGGUUCACCACACAGUGUGCGCAUGCAGACUGCUGGAGUUGCUGCUUUAAGUAAGUGAUGGAACAGCGUAGACCAUGUAUGAGGCAGGUAGUGGCUACUGUGUAGCAGCGGAUGGAGCCAAGACCAGUACACAUAGCACAACCCUUUUUUCUUCUUGAAACCAGACGAGACUUCUGUAAGAGGUGUAUGUGGAGCAGAAAUCUUAUGGCAGUGCACAAGGGGAAAUAUCUUACCUCGCUUAUUUUUAAAUACUGACUUUUUAAGAAAAAUAAAAUUGCUGACAAAGCUAAAUAUA